Apis laboriosa (Himalayan honeybee) is the source of this 1889-nucleotide messenger RNA. It is a transcript of the gene Twi, whose product is annotated as protein twist. The record is from RefSeq and is a predicted model, not a curated record. Gene Ontology annotation, molecular function: DNA-binding transcription factor activity, RNA polymerase II-specific; RNA polymerase II transcription regulatory region sequence-specific DNA binding; protein dimerization activity. Gene Ontology annotation, biological process: regulation of transcription by RNA polymerase II; developmental process. The transcript is spliced from 2 exons. Bases 460 to 1563 code for a protein of 367 amino acids. NCBI's taxonomy places the organism in Eukaryota, Metazoa, Arthropoda, Insecta, Hymenoptera, Apidae.
CUUUCAGUAUAUCCUUUUCUUUCCAACAGCCAAGUUUUGUGGGUGGGGACUAACUGACAGACACGAUGGAUAAAAGAAACCGUCCCAGAGCAUUGGAGGGGUUUAUAUAGGCGGAUAGAGGGGCCAGGUAGGGGAACAGCUCCAUAGUCGAAGGCGGGGUUCCUGGUUGACAUGAAGAGGCAGUCCGAGGGCCGGUUCUUUCAGAUGAGUCUGAACUUUCGAGCAGAGACGUAUGCUCAUUUACAAGUCUACUAUAAAUGUAUCGACAUUAUAUAGAUGCUGAGCGUGUGUCCUAUAAUAACCCAAAUCCUUUCAUAAAAGAGUUACUUCAUAAAGAAUCCUUUGGAAUCCUAGAAAUUAGCUAUAAUUCUAUUCAAACAGGUUCAAAGUGUUUGGGACGAGUUCUAGUGAGUGAUGUCUAAGUGUUUAAAUAUUAACUAAUAGCUAAAGUGAAGUUUGAUGAAGAUCAUGCAGACCACGCAACCAGUGAGUCUCCAGACGCAAAGGAUCCAGGGGCUCUAUCUUCUGGACAAUAAUGACAGUUCUGGAAUUCCUCACAGUGCUGAAAGCUCGGCUAGUAACUCUCCCGACCACUAUGAGAGAUUUUCUCCUUCGACACACUUAAUGGAUCUAAGCAGUCCACCUGAACACAGAGAUUUACCUAUAUAUCAACCUCAUCAUCAUCUUCAUCAUCAUCAAGUACUUUAUCAACAAUCCUCUUACCUGAUGUAUGAAAAUCCUGAUGAGGAAAAAAGAUAUCAAGAACAUCCCAAUGGGAAAAUCCUUAGGGAACUUCAAACUGACUAUGACAGACGUCUACAUGAUAAUUCUCCAGGUUUUUUGUCAGACCAUAGCAGAGAUCAAGAACAAAAUCUUUAUUUAACCCCAUCCCCUCAAAUGUAUUCCUCUGGAGGAGAAGAAAUGACACCUAGACAAUCUCAUCAAAGUUAUCAUCACAUGGAUUCGGUUGAAUACAAGCCGGAAGUAAUGGAAUACAAACCGGACGUAGAAGAGCAGCGAUACAAGCAGGUGGAGAUGAGCCAAAUCACGGAACCUUCCUCUUCAACUAAAAGUUAUGUACUCGAAGGAUCUAGGAAUGGUGGAAAGAGAAAAAGAAAAUCGAGUACUAUUGAAAAUGAAUCUGAAACGGAAAGUAACGCGUCUUCAACAAAAACAAAGAUGAGAAGGAAAAGUGGAGCGACGUUUGAAGAAAUUCAAAAUCAGAGAGUGAUGGCCAAUGUGAGAGAAAGACAAAGGACUCAAAGUUUGAACGAAGCAUUUGCUGCACUUAGAAAGAUUAUACCAACGUUACCAAGUGACAAGUUGAGCAAGAUUCAAACAUUAAAACUAGCUACUAGAUACAUUGACUUCCUGUUCCAGGUAUUGCAUUGCAAUAUGGAAAACACUGAGGGUGCUGAUGAUGCUAACGAAAGAAAUCCAAGAAGUGCUGUUCUAGCCGCUAGAGAAAUAACUUCAUCGUCGUGCAGUUACAUGGCUCACGAAAAACUUUCAUACGCUUUUAGCGUUUGGAGGAUGGAAGAUGACUGGAAUUCGAAUCUCUAGAAACUUUAAAAAAUAUUUUUUGAACGCUCAACAAGGUAAAAGUUACUUUAUAAUCAACGCUUUAAACGUUGUAUGAAUAUUUAGAAAAUAUAGAGAAAUUUUAAAACAAGAGCUUAACAAUGCUCAGCGAUUAUUUAAACAUAUUUCUAUGAAAUGUUCAUAACGAUGUGCAAACUGGGAGUUUGUUAAAUUGCGUGUCGAUUUCCUAUUUUCGCUGGCACGAAAAUAUUGAAAUUAUGAUAAUAGGAAAAGACAAUGUUAUGGUAUAUAUGAAAAUAAUCUAUUCAGGAUCAAUGAUGCUUUCAUGGAACAUAUUAUUUAAGCAA